AGUGCGCGCUAUGUGGGGCGGGGCUGAGGUGCGGGCGACGCCGUUUGUCCCCUUCGCUGCUCCGUAGUGACGAGACUGUUGUGGUGUUGCAGAAAUCCGGGCUUGGAAUUGUAGACGUGCGUGCCGCUCUGCUCCCCGGGACCUUUGGAGCUCCUCCUAAAGAAUUUCUGCUCAGCCAUGUCGCCGGUUUCAGCAGCAACCCAGGUUCCUACGUUGGUCUCCCUCUUUGACCUCGACGCGGAUGCUCCGAUCCUUCAGGGCCUCAGCCUGGUGAGCCACCCUUCUGGGGAGGCUGUGGCCCAGUCUCUGCGGACUUCCUGUCCAGGUUCAGGGGAGAGAGCAAGCCCAGAAAGAAAACCACUCCAGGGUCUGCUGGAUAUUUCAGACAAGUUAUUUUGUUCCACUUGUGACCAGACCUUCCACAACCACCAGGAACAGAGGGAACAUUAUAAGCUUGACUGGCAUCGGUUUAACCUAAAGCAACGUCUCAAGGACAAGCCUCUCCUGUCUGCCCUGGAUUUUGAAAAGCAGAGCUCCACAGGAGAUCUUUCCAGCAUCUCAGGAUCAGAGGACUCAGACUCAGCCAGUGAGGAGGACUUGCAGAUACCGGAUGAGGAGAGGGCUGAGUUUGAGAAGCCCAGCAGACCCCAAGGCUUCCACCCCCAUCGGGUUCUUUUCCAAAAUGCUCGGGGCCAGUUUCUUUAUGCCUAUCGCUGUGUGCUGGGCCCUCACCAGGUGCCCCCAGAAGAACCUGAACUGCUGCUACACAACCUGCAAAACGGAGGUCCCAGACACUCUGUGGUGCUCAUGGCUGCAGCUGGGCACUUUGCUGGAGCCAUUUUCCAAGGAAGAGACGUGGUGACCCACAAAACCUUUCACCGCUACACAGUGCGGGCCAAGCGGGGCACAGCCCAGGGAAUUCGGGAUGCCCGGGGUGGGGCUUCUCGUUCUGCCGGAGCCAACCUGAGGCGCUAUAAUGAAGCUACAUUAUACAAGGAUGUUCGUGACCUGCUGGCAGGGCCAGUCUGGGCUAAAGCGCUGGGGGAGGCUGGGACAAUACUGCUGCGUGCUCCUCGCUCUGGCCGGUCCCUGUUCUUCGGAGGCCAUGGGGCACCCCUGCAACGGGGGGAUCCCCGACUUUGGGAUAUCCCCCUCGCUACCCGCAGACCCAUCUUCCGAGAGCUACAGCGUGUGCUCCAUAAGCUGACCACCUUGCAUGUCCAUGGAGAAGACCCCCGGGAGACAGUCAGGUUGGACUCACCUCAGACACACUGGAAGACGAGAGGGGGGAAGAAGACUAUCGAGGCAGAAAGAAAGGUCUCCAGUGAUGAAAAUGAGGCACUUGGGCAGAAUGAGGAAUCUCCCAAACAGGGUUCAGGGUCGGAGGGCGAGGACAGCUUCCAGGUAGAGUUGGAGCUAGUAGAGUUGACCAUGGGGACCCUGGAUCUUCGUGAGUUUGAGGUACUGCCAAAGCGGAGGAGGAGGAAAAGGAAUAAGGAGGAGAAAAGCCGAGACCUGGAAGCCUGGGCGCAUGGGACUCUUCCCCAGCAACCUCAAGGAGAUGUUGAGGCCUUCUCACAGUCUGCCCAGGCACACGCAGCCCCUUUGGGGCCCUCCCUGGAUGAGGCCAAGACCCCUGAUCAGUCAGAGCUCUGGGACAUGCUUCUAGCUGCUUGUCGAGCCGGAGAUGUUGGGAUGUUGAAACUCCAGCUAGCUGCUGGCCCCAUAGGCCCUGGAGUUCUGUCUCUGCUCAGUGCUCCCUUGGGCUCCAGUGGUUUCACCCUCCUACAUGCAGCAGCUGCAGCUGGGAGAGGUUCAGUGGUUCGCCUGCUGCUGGAGGCAGGUGCCGACCCUACUGUGCAGGACUCCCGGGCCCGGCCACCGUAUACGGUUGCAGCUGACAGGUCAACACGUAAUGAGUUCCGAAGGUUCAUGGAGAAGAAUCCAGAUGCUUACGAUUACGGCAAGGCUCAGGUGCCAGGGCCACUGACGCCAGAAAUGGAGGCACGGCAGGCUAUGCGGAAAAGGGAGCAGAAGGCUGCCCGGCGGCAGCGGGCCGGCCAGCAGCGGAAGCGGUGGGAGCAGGAGGAGGAGGAGCACCAAGAGCUGCGGCGCUUUGCCGCCCUCAGCGACCGAGAGAAGAGGGCUCUGGCCGCAGAGCGCCGGCUGGCUGCCCAGCUGGGAGCACCCACCCCCCAGACCCCCGGCUCUGCAGCCCUCAGUGGUCCACGCUGCUGGAGCUGUGGGACAUCCCUCCAAGGCCUCACUCCCUUUCACUAUUUUGACUUCUCUUUCUGCUCCACACGCUGUCUCCGGGAUCACCGCUGCCAGGCCGCCAAGCCCUCUUCCUGAUCUCUUACGGCUGCGCCUGGAGCCAACUCGGCCCGGAGAGGGUGCAUUCACACUAGCCCUAGGUUUCUUCUCUCCCGUGAAACAGGAGUAUUUGGAAGAUCAGAAAGGACACUCAGGAACCAGGGCAAAGACAGGACCACAGAGGGGUGUGGGGCUGGGACUGUCUCUGGAACUUUAAUCACAAUAAAGUUUGGCAAGGAAACUGCACUUGGACUUGCAUUUGGGCCUUGUGGCCUUUGGUUCCUUGUGGUCACCAUGGCCAGCACGAAGGGAUCCUGCUCACUCCAUGUCCCAGGUCCAAGGGUUACCUUUCUUUCAGUGCCCACUUAACUCCACUGGUUCAAAGGCACUUUGUGUAUCAGC
Odobenus rosmarus divergens (Pacific walrus) is the source of this 2715-nucleotide messenger RNA. RefSeq names its product ankyrin repeat and zinc finger domain containing 1 (gene ANKZF1). The transcript is spliced from 14 exons. The record is from RefSeq and is a predicted model, not a curated record. Gene Ontology annotation, molecular function: protein binding. Lineage: Eukaryota; Metazoa; Chordata; Mammalia; Carnivora; Odobenidae. The coding region runs from base 178 to 2352 and encodes 724 amino acids.